Puntigrus tetrazona (Sumatra barb) is the source of this 3571-nucleotide messenger RNA. It is a transcript of the gene glis3, whose product is annotated as GLIS family zinc finger 3. Gene Ontology annotation, biological process: regulation of transcription by RNA polymerase II. NCBI's taxonomy places the organism in Eukaryota, Metazoa, Chordata, Actinopteri, Cypriniformes, Cyprinidae. Gene Ontology annotation, molecular function: RNA polymerase II cis-regulatory region sequence-specific DNA binding; DNA-binding transcription factor activity, RNA polymerase II-specific. The record is from RefSeq and is a predicted model, not a curated record. The transcript has 12 exons. The coding region runs from base 383 to 2683 and encodes 766 amino acids. Gene Ontology annotation, cellular component: nucleus.
GUUUCGCGGGGCAAAAGGGCAAAAUGAGGCUGAUCUACCCGCCCCUGACAACCAUCACAAACCCACACAGCAACAGCAGCAGCUCGCGGGCACUCGGCGGUAAAGCAAACGCGCUUCAAACACGCUUCAAACACGCUUUAAACACGCUUUAAACACGACAGACUCCGCUCAAAACUCACCCGAGACGCGGGAAACCGCGCGCUGCCGAUGACGUCACCGCGGCAGAAGCGCGUCUGAGGCGCUUUAUUACUUUGAUCAAGGUGACACGGGGAGGCUUCAACAGGUGAGUUUACCGACACCGAGUGACGUUCAACCGACGCGAUGCUCGUCAAGUGACCGUGUAUCUCUGAAUGUAGAAGAUGGUGAUCGGCCAGUAGCGGACAUGAACGGGAAAGGCUGUAACCUGAUGGUUUCUCCAUCCGGCGCGGCUCAGGUACCUCACCUGAGGGUCCAGACGGAUCCUUCCUCUUCUCCAUCUCUCUAUCCCAACACUACACCCGGAAACCCUGCCCUUCUUCCCGCGCUGAGCCUCCGCAGACAGGUCCUGACCAACGGGAAGCUGGGAUGUGCGCAGUCUUCGAGACAUCAAGCCCCGCCCCUUUCACUGCCGGGAUCCUCUUCCAAACAGCCGGCUCGACCCAGCGGCCCAGACAACGGUACGAAACGUUACUUGUCUUUGGGGAUGAACAGGAAAGUGUUUGGGCCGUGUGGAGGUUCGAUCCCGCAGGUGACAAGCAAUGCCAUGCUGGUCCAGAGUCUGGGUCCGGUUUCUUUACAGCCUUCGGUCCAAAGCGGCCCACCUCACUCACUCUCUGUUCCCUUCACUGACGCCAGGUCUUUACUGUCGAGAGAAUCCCUGGCCUCGACCACCCUCAGCAUCGCCGAGACCCAGUCGAUUCGCAGCAGUAAACUGGACUGGCCCUACGGUUACCGCGUUUUGCCUCCUUUAGGGCUAGGGUUUAACCAGACUUCAGAAGCAGCGGAUGCCGCUCUCAUUCCUGGGAGCUCCGUGUCUGAAUCCAUCUCCAACCCGGCGUCUCUACCGCAUUACCUCUUCAAGGAGGACGCAAGCAGUCCGCGGCUCUCGACCCGCUCCAAAAAGCGAGCGCUGUCCCUGUCUCCUCUGUCGGACGGCCUCGGCCUCGACCUCAACUCCAUCAUCCGAACCUCGCCCACGUCGCUGGUGGCGUACAUCAUCGGCUCCCGCACGUCGCCGGCCUCGCGUCCCACGCCCUCUCCUCUGCAGUCCGAUGUCUGCGGACACCUGCUGGGCAUCAGAGGCAGCUGCAUCCCUCAUCCCAGCCCCGACAAACACGGCUCCAAAAACAGCGCACUAGAAGACCAGUUUACCAAUCUAGUGGUGGAGCACCAACUUCUGCCGGGACAGGAGAUCCAACAAGGGACAAAAAACAGCCCGUCGCCUUCCAUACAGCUUCAGUUUGAGCUGGCCGCUAUUAUUAGGUCUCCUAGUCCUCCUCGAGGCCCUCCGCCGCCCUACAGCGCCCAUCUGCGAGCUUCUCACGUUCAGAUCCCAGCGGCGUCUUCAGGCAGCCUCAGGGUCCUUCCGUCGAUGCUGGAGGAGGACGAGGACGAGGACGCCGGCGGAGGACACUGCUGCCGCUGGCUGGACUGCGGCGCUGUUUACGGCCAGCGAGAGGAGCUGGUCAGGCACAUCGAGAAGAUCCACGUCGACCAGCGCAAGGGCGAGGACUUCACCUGCUUCUGGGCCGGCUGUCCUCGCAGACACAAGCCUUUCAACGCACGCUACAAGCUCCUCAUCCACAUGAGGGUCCACUCCGGAGAGAAACCCAACAAGUGCUCGUUCGAGGGCUGUCAGAAGGCGUUUUCUCGUCUGGAGAACCUGAAGAUCCACCUGAGGAGCCACACGGGAGAGAAACCCUACGUCUGUCAGCAUCCCGGCUGUCAGAAAGCCUUCAGUAACUCCAGCGAUCGAGCCAAGCACCAGCGGACGCACGUGGACACGAAACCCUACGCCUGUCAGAUCCAGGGCUGCGGGAAGCGCUACACGGACCCCAGCUCUCUGCGCAAACACGUCAGAUCACACUCCUUGAAGGAGCAGCAGGCCCGCAAGAAGUUGAGACGCAGCACAGAUCUCGGUCAGGACGGACUCGCUGAGUGUCUGACGGUGCAACCGUUACAGCACAGCCUCGCACCACUGGACCUGAUUGAGAGCAAGCAGCAGUCGCCCACGGACGAUCUCUACACUGGCUUCACCCUGACGAACAGCUCGAGUCCGAUGCAGAUCCCAUCCGUUCCUCAGAACCACGUGCAGCUGCCGCCAAACAACAGCAGGUUCAGGGUUCCUGCGUCUCAUCAGACGGGCCAAAGCACUCACAAACUGCACAGAUACUCCAGCCAUCCUCAGACAUCUCUCUCUGACAGUUUCUCUGGCGUGUUUUCUUACGGUGACUCAGCGCAGGCUGCCAAACACAUCCCUCCCUGCUCCGUGAUGCACGCGUCCGUGUUCGAGGACAAUCUGGGUUCCUCAGACGCGUCUCAGACCGAGCUGGACCUGCUGCACAGAACUCUGUCGGGCAUCGCCGUGUUCGACCGCCAGACCGGACCGGGGGAGUUUCUGGGAGCGCCGGAGGAUAACUACCUUCAGAUCGGGAGCGUGGAGAGAAGCCCGAGCCGAAUCUCCUGCGUCUUCACCGAGGGGUGAACGCUCCUCAGCGGCCUGGGGUCGUUCGGAUCAGUGAGGGAGCUUUUGGGAAGAACUUCCCCCGUGGACCUGUAUCUCAAAUAGAUAUUUUUAAAACGUCUUUUGUUUCCGCUCAUGUUUGCUCUGUGACCUUUAGUUGGCAUUUUAAAAUCAGACAAACUUAAAUUCGCCAAACGUUUGGCUCGACGGAACAGAUCGCCACGGAAACGAGAACACGAAAUAUGAAAGUAAUGGAAACGUGCUCGUCGUCAGAUCGGCCGAGUUCGGGAUGAGCGCGUUUCUUCGUCAGAUCCGGAGGAGUGAGUCUCUGUAAUGUCUCAGUAAUGGAAGUGGAUGGGUGCCGUCAGAAUGAGCGUCUGAUUAAAGCAUCACGCCACUCCGGUUCAUCAGUUAACAUCUGGAGAAGACGAAAGGUGACGUUUUUAACUCAAAUACGAGUCCAUGAUCCAUCGAAAUCCAGCCACAUGCUUGUUUAGAGCCGUUUUUGUGCAGAUUUCUCUCCUGAUCCACUUUUUCGGCCGGAGGAAGAGUUAUUAUGGACACACAUUUGAGUUAAAAACAUCUUAAUGCUGGAUACGUUUCAUCUUUCAUCUUCUCCAGAUGUUAACUGAUGGACCGGAGCGCUGUGGAUUAUUAUCAGUUGUUUGGACUCUCGUUCUCGACGGCACCCAUUCACUGCAGAGCAUUGAUUUCUGACACAGUGACGCAUCUCAAGACGAAACAAGCUCAUCUACAUCUUAGUUGGCUUUGCUGAAGCAUAUUUGUGCAUCUUUAUUCAAGGUAAAUCCUAUUCUUUGAUAUUUCGAGUAACAAACAUUUUGGGGCCGCUCUAUGUAAAUAACUCAAUAAAUAAUGCACUUAUCACAGAUUAAAGCCAUAUUGAUUGUA